AUGCCUUUAGGUGCCUUGCGGUGUGCUCAAGAAUGUACCGGAGCUCUUGGAAUGGAAUCAGAGGUAAUUAAAAAUGAAGACAUCAAUGCAAGUUCAUCCUAUAUUUUAGCAAGUGUUGGGCCUCACAAUGCCAGGCUCAACAAAGAGCUAAAUGGUGGAGCUUGGUGUCCGAAGCCUCAAAUUUCCAAAGAGGUCCUGGAGCACUUGGAGAUCUCGCUCAACUCGCUGCACGUGAUCACUGAAGUAGCUACACAAGGACGCUUUGGAAACGGCCAGGGACUAGAGUUUGCGGAGGAGUACAUGCUGGAAUACUGGAGGCCGGGAUUGUCCAGGUGGCUGAGGUACAGAAAUGCCUUAGGACAAGAAGUGAUCAAGGGCAAUACGAAUACGUACACAGUGGUGAAACGCAAACUGAACCCGAUCAUCAUCGCCUCAAAGAUACGAUUCAUCCCGUUUAGCGUUCAUCUUCGGACUGUCUGCAUGCGAGUGGAAAUCUACGGUUGUCCCUAUACGGAUGGUCUGCUGUCUUAUUCGAUGCCGCAAGGUGAAAGACGAGGAGUUGAGGUUGAUCUGUCCGAUAUGACUUACGAUGGCGUCAAAGACGACAGUUACCUUCACGGUGGUUUAGGCCAGCUAACAGAUGGAGUUGUUGGAGAUGACAGUUUCAAGCACGACGUUUCAGGCAUGGGAAGAGGUUACGAAUGGGUUGGUUGGAAGAACGACUCAUCCUACUCUCGGCCAGUAGAGAUCAUCUUUGCGUUCGACCAGGUGCGCAACUUCAGCGGAGCCUACUUCUACUGCAACAACAUGCACACCAAGGAGGUCCAAGUGUUCGCCUCGGCCAGGAUCUGGUUCAGCAUCGGGGGCAAGCACUUCACCGGGCCCCCAGUCAACUUCUCUUACAUGGCUGACAUCUUCCUGGAGCGGGCCCGCAACGUGACCAUCUCACUCUACCAGAAAGUGGGCAGGUUCAUCAAGGUGGAACUCAUGUUUGCUUCUAAGUGGAUGCUCAUCAGCGAAGUUGCGUUCAACUCUGUUCCAGCAGUAGGCAACUUCACCGAAGAAGAACCUCCUGCAGCGCCACCUAUUGUAAGCACUGCUAUGAAUGAAGAUGCUUUGACAAAUCAGUACGUCGGACUGGUCAUAGGAGUACUGGCCGCUGUCAUACUUUUAUUAAUCAUCGUCAUUUUCAUCAUCAUUGUUCGGAACAAAAGGCGGAAACACACAACCCCUCACACCAUCCUCAAGCCAGUGGACAACCGGGUCACCAUUAAUAUGAAGGAUUUAGGUCUGAAUUAUUCUCAGUGUUCUCCAUUGGCCUGCCAGUCAAACGGAACCAUCUAUGGUCAUCAAGUAGUUUUGGACGAUUCGGAUCCUGAUAAACUCCUCUACCAGGAACCUCGAGAUUUCAAAAUUCCUUAUCCUGGUACAUACAGCAAUGAAUCUACUACUUCGAGGGAGUACGCCGUUCCUGAUGUCACCAAAAGCACAACCCCGCCACCAUCUAUCCAUUCUUCUUCUAACAAGCCCACCUUUCCCCAGACGUUGCCAAAGCCUCACCAAAAAGCCCCCUCAGAGAGAUAUUACGCGGCCACGGACGUAGUCAAGAUGCCAAAUUUGCAGGGUGUGAGUGGCAACACCGUGUACGCCGUGCCCAAUGUGGAUCUGCUGAGCAGGGAUGACAGCCCACUCAGGGAGAUACCGAGACACAGGCUUCAUUACAUGGAGAAGUUGGGCGAAGGACAAUUCGGAGAAGUCCACUUAUGUGAGGCGGAAGGGAUACCCGAGCUAGUAGACGUCCCUUGUUACGGCAACAAGACCCUGGUAGCUGUCAAAACUCUCAGGAAAAGUUCAUCAGAGCAAGCUAGGAGUGAUUUUUACAAAGAAGUCAAGAUUCUAUCGAGGCUAAGGGACCCAAACAUCGUGCAUGUGCUAGGAGUGUGUACGAGGGACGACCCUUUGUGCAUGGUGGUUGAGUACAUGGAACAUGGUGACCUGAACCAAUUUUUGCAGCAGCACGUGCCUGAAAACACAAUGACCUCUCCUUUCAAGUCGAACCCGAACAAAGUGCUCAGCUAUGGCAGUCUGAUUUUUAUGGCAACACAGAUAGCUUCCGGCAUGAAAUACCUGGAGUCUCUGAACUUUGUACACCGGGACUUGGCGACGCGCAACUGCCUGGUGGGCAGGGGAUAUACCAUCAAAAUAGCAGACUUCGGCAUGAGCCGAGACCUGUACUCGGGAGACUACUACAGGAUAGAAGGCCGAGCUAUGCUGCCAAUUAGGUGGAUGGCCUGGGAAAGCAUUCUUCUGGGAAAGUUCACCACCAAGAGCGACGUGUGGUCGUUUGCUGUGACCAUGUGGGAGAUUCUGACUUUCGCUAGGCAGCAACCGUUUGCCGACCAAAUCGAUGACAAAGUCAUCGAAAACGUGAGCCAUUUUUACCACAAUGACGGACUCCAAGUGUACCUACCCCAACCACCUGCAUGCCCCAAAGAGAUCUACGAUCUCAUGAAGGAGUGUUGGCAGCGGAACGAACACGACAGACCCCAUUUCAGAGAGAUCCAUCUGUUCCUACAGAGAAAGAAUCUCGGCUAUGCCCCUCAUGUGUGAAAACUCUUCUUUGAUUGGUUCUUGGUGUGAUCCGUCUUCGCUUCUGUAGACACUGCAGAAGACUUCUACCCUGAUCUGGACAUCGAGUUUCUUUUUCUUUUCGUGAGAGCUUAACAGCUGGACAGGCCCAGUGAAACUUAUCACAGCAUUUCUUAUCGUAUGACGAGUUUUUUUCCUCAGCCAAAUGUGCUACAAAGCAUGAUCAUUUGUUUAAAUAUUUGAUGUAAGAUUUAUCAACUUGCAUGAUUUUAUCCAUCAUUUUCAAACUUCAGUGUCUGUUUUUUCUG
Uloborus diversus is the source of this 2897-nucleotide messenger RNA. Its product is annotated as discoidin domain-containing receptor 2-like. Gene Ontology annotation, molecular function: ATP binding; collagen binding; protein tyrosine kinase collagen receptor activity. NCBI's taxonomy places the organism in Eukaryota, Metazoa, Arthropoda, Arachnida, Araneae, Uloboridae. Bases 1 to 2610 code for a protein of 869 amino acids. Gene Ontology annotation, cellular component: signaling receptor complex; membrane. The record is from RefSeq and is a predicted model, not a curated record. Gene Ontology annotation, biological process: protein phosphorylation; multicellular organism development; positive regulation of kinase activity. The transcript has 13 exons.